GAUCGUUACAGUAGGAUAGCCCGCCGCUCCAAGGACGCUGAAUUUCAAUGUUUGCGCUACGACAUCUGCUGAAGGGCAGAAAGCAUUUCCCAUAUUAUGCGGCGACAACAACAAAGAGCAUGCUGCCAAUGCCAGCUGUGCCGGCGCGUGUUCUGAUUGGACUCCACACAGACAGCGAUUACCGCAACGGGAGGCUACCGCACGUCCAGGAGCUUUGUUGCCGCAAGAUGACCACGCUGCCCUCAUCCAAGAAGCCGGCAACGCUGCUUGAAGAGCUGGCUGCAGCUACGAAACCAUAUGCCCAGCUGAUGAGGAUUAAUCGACCCAUCGGCACCUACUUGCUGUUCUGGCCCUGUGCGUGGAGCAUAGCGUUGAGCGCAGAUGCUGGUUGCUGGCCGGACCUUACCAUGCUGGGCUUGUUUGGAACGGGAGCAUUGAUUAUGCGUGGUGCCGGCUGCACCAUUAACGAUCUCUGGGACAAAGACAUCGACGCCAAGGUGGAGCGAACGCGGACACGGCCGCUUGCGUCCGGGCAAAUUAGUCAGUUCGAUGCCAUUGUCUUUCUCUCCGCUCAGCUAAGUCUGGGACUGCUGGUUCUUGUCCAGCUCAACUGGCAGUCAAUUCUGCUGGGCGCCAGCUCCCUGGGACUGGUGAUCACGUAUCCGCUGAUGAAGCGGGUGACCUACUGGCCCCAGCUGGUUCUUGGCAUGGCCUUCAAUUGGGGCGCUCUGCUGGGCUGGUGUGCCACCCAAGGCAGCGUCAACCUGGCCGCAUGUCUACCGCUCUACCUGUCUGGUGUGUGCUGGACCAUUGUCUACGACACAAUCUACGCCCAUCAGGAUAAGCUUGAUGACUUGCAAAUCGGCGUCAAGUCCACUGCUCUGCGUUUCGGCGAGAACACCAAAGUUUGGCUGUCCGGUUUCACCGCAGCCAUGCUGACGGGUCUCUCGGCCUCCGGCUGGGCCUGCGACCAAACGCUGCCCUACUAUGCAGCUGUUGGAGUUGUUGGCGCUCAUCUUGUGCAGCAGAUUUACUCCCUCAACAUUGACAAUCCCACGGACUGUGCCAAGAAAUUCUUAUCGAAUCAUCAGGUGGGACUCAUUCUGUUUCUUGGAAUCGUUCUUGGAACACUACUGAAAGCGGACGACACUAAAAGGCAGCCGCAACCAGCACUAGCAUCGCCAGCAGCCAGCUCCUUUGUUUCGCUAACUCAGAAGCCAGAGAUCAUAAGCUGAACCAGUCCCAAUUGAAUGUUUUACGCGCGCUUGCUGUUCGCCUUGGACCAAAGUCUAUAGUUAGCUAAUUAGUUUUUCUUUUUGUACAUAGGCAUGUAGGACUUCUUUAUUUGUAGUUUAGUUUCUUCGGGAAGAUUAGGUUAAGCAUAAGCAAAUGAUUGUAAAAUACCUCGCGGCAUGGUAAUGGCUAUGACCAUUCAUUUUAAGUGCACUCCACCAAGGUAAAGUAUCAACUCCCCCUCUCCGCACCACCCCGAACCCAUGUCUCAACCACAAACUGGUUUCUGUAUUAAAUUCUUACGUGUUAUUUAUUAUUA
Molecule: messenger RNA, 1552 nt
Organism: Drosophila subobscura
Lineage: Eukaryota; Metazoa; Arthropoda; Insecta; Diptera; Drosophilidae
Gene: Coq2
Product: 4-hydroxybenzoate polyprenyltransferase, mitochondrial
Exons: 2
Coding region: 48-1235 (395 amino acids)
Biological process (GO): ubiquinone biosynthetic process
Cellular component (GO): mitochondrial inner membrane
Source: RefSeq, a predicted model, not a curated record